AUGACUGAAGCUAUGGAUAAAACAUGUAUGGAAUAUGUUCUGAAAUAUAUGAAUCCAAAUUUGAGAUCCAACCUCUCCCGAAGGUGCUCCACCAUCCGUCCUAUCGAAGAAUCCCUGGUUCUCCCCAUCCAAACCCUCUCCGUCACUCCCACUAGCCUCCAAGUCAACGACAUCACCUACAAUCUUGGUAUAAUCCGUCAUUAUCCGAUUGAAAAGACUCCAGAGUCGAUUCAGGAAAUCAAUGAGCAAGGAGGGUUGAACUAUGACGUGGAUAUUUAUGGGAUUAGGUAUGAGCCGGAUGUUCCGGAGACGACUAGAGAUCCAUGGAAUGCCGGAGAAGGAUACCGAUUUCCGACAAAUAGAAUUAGUGAGAAAAAUAUGAAAUUGGUUAACGAGGAGCAGAAAUUUAUGGAUAGAAUAGAGGAGUUGCAAGAGGAAUUGCUGGUAUUGCAAUUAGAUGACCCUGAUAUGAAUCGGAAAAGGAUAAACCAGCUGCAAGAAGAGCUGACGCCUCUCUACCACCGAUAUAAACGCACUUCCCCGCCCUUUGAUCAUUAUAUGUUGCUAACUAUCCUAAAGAACGGAGCGCCGCUGAAAAUAGAAGUUGUCGGCUACACAAAACUUCUUCCAGACGCUAUGAAGUACUUACAGUCGAAAGUGAUCGGGAAUCGAACCCUUAUAGUAGACACCCUGAGGACCGAGGGGGCCAUCUUGGACGGUCUUAAAAUAGUGUCAGUGAAAAGUUUGGAUAUAAAAACGAAUGCUACAGAGGUCUUAAACUAUCUGUACUACUCCUUGAACCCCCAAAACCUAUUCGAUUCUCUGGAGAUUCAUGGCGACUUUGCGUUUAAGCACCCGCUGGUGCAAACUGCUCAGAAAUUGAUAUUCAACGAUUUCGGCGAUGAAGGAAGAUACCAAACCAUGACGACUUUAAAAAAUCGGCAUGUUCUUGUGACACAUGAGAUAUUUUUCAAGGAACAUGUCAUGGAUUUGAUAGAGUUUUUAAUGGUAGAAGCCGAGCAUGGAAAAUGUUAUCAAUUUCGAGUGCAUGAAGAUGUGAUUGGCGAGGUGCAGAUGUUAAUGGAGGCGCUGAAGGAGGUGGAAGGAGCGAAGGUGGAAAAGGCGAGCUCCCUGAUCUUCCCCAAUUCCAUCCUACUCCCAAUGGCCAACUCACUGGAGCUCCUCGUCGACUGUCUACCGGAUCCACAACUCUCUGUAGAUGAUAAAAAUGUCUAUAAUUUCAGAUUGAAAGUCCAAACUGAGACUGAAUUAUCCGAAUCUGGUGCGCCUAUGACGCGUUUUCUAUUCUCUUCUUCUGUGUAG
This is a messenger RNA of Caenorhabditis remanei, 1323 nucleotides long. RefSeq lists its product as uncharacterized. The transcript is spliced from 3 exons. The record is from RefSeq and is a predicted model, not a curated record. NCBI's taxonomy places the organism in Eukaryota, Metazoa, Nematoda, Chromadorea, Rhabditida, Rhabditidae. Bases 1 to 1323 code for a protein of 440 amino acids.